UCAUCCCGGCGGGCGGCUCAGAGGUGGAAACAUACAGUUUAAAGUCUCUCUGGAUGCAUUUAAAAUGAACAAAGGCUCCUCUGACAGGUACCCGAAUGACUGUGCAGCACCCUUUCAUCUGCUCGUCGGGUUUCUUCGGAAGUACUCCUCUGGCUCCCAACGUCUUGUGCUUUUGAUAUGACGUUUCCCAAGACUCUUCAAGACAAAUGUCUUAGUUCUGCCUAGAUAUAAAAAUACAUGCAUAUAAACUGUUUUAUAUAGUUAAAAAAAUAUCUCCAGCAGGAAUUCAGACAACAACCCAUCACCCCGUAUUACCCUACUUCCCCUCUCCCUGUUUCGCUUUACAUCAGAUUAAUAGGGACAUCAAAACACGCUUAGCACACACUCACACAUACAUACACAAGCCACCAUGUCCUCCAUCCUUCCCUUCACUCCCCCGGUAGUGAAGCGCCUGCUGGGAUGGAAGAAGACUCCAACGGGGAGCGGAGGAGCCGGAGGAGGCAUUGGAGGAGUAGGGGAGCAGAACGGAGGCGGACAGGAGGAUAAGUGGUGUGAAAAAGCUGUGAAGAGCUUGGUGAAGAAGCUGAAGAAGACUGGGCAGCUGGAUGAGCUAGAGAAAGCCAUCAGCACGCAGAACAGCAACACAAAGUGUGUCACCAUACCCAGUAAUUGCUCAGAUCUAUGGGGUCUAGGUUCAGGCCACACGAUAGAGCAGUGGGACUCUACAGGCAUGUACGGAUACCAUGACCACAGCAGGUCACUGGACGGGCGUCUCCAGGUGUCCCACCGUAAGGGCCUGCCCCACGUCAUCUACUGCCGCCUGUGGAGAUGGCCCGACCUCCACAGCCACCAUGAGCUGAGGGCCAUCGACUCCUGCCAGUUCGCCUUCAACCUCAAAAAGGAUGAAGUGUGUGUCAAUCCCUACCAUUACCAGAGAGUGGAGACGCCUGUGCUGCCUCCGGUGUUGGUGCCACGCCACACAGAGAUUCUCACAGAGCUUCCUCCUCUAGACGACUUUACAAACUCCAUCCCCGAAAACACCAAUUUCCCUGCCGGCAUAGACCCUCCUAAUAACUAUAUACCAGAGACUCCUCCACCUGGCUACAUCAGUGAAGAUGGAGAGAACAGCGACCAACAGAUGAAUCAAAGUAUGGAAUCAGGCUCACCUGCAGAAAUGUCACCUGGCGCCUUGUCACCCGUCAGUAAUAGCCUGGACCUUCAGCCGGUUACCUACAGCGAACCAGCUUUCUGGUGCUCGAUAGCCUACUACGAGCUGAACCAGCGGGUCGGGGAGACGUUCCACGCCUCACAGCCAUCUCUGACGGUCGAUGGCUUCACCGACCCCUCCAACUCUGAACGCUUCUGUCUCGGGCUUCUCAGCAACGUAAACAGGAACGCAACUGUUGAAAUGACAAGGAGACAUAUAGGUCGUGGUGUACGGUUAUAUUACAUCGGAGGGGAGGUGUUUGCCGAGUGCCUCAGCGACAGUGCCAUUUUUGUCCAGAGUCCCAACUGCAACCAGCGAUACGGCUGGCACCCUGCCACAGUCUGCAAGAUACCACCAGGCUGUAAUCUGAAGAUUUUCAACAACCAGGAGUUUGCUGCACUACUGGCCCAGUCAGUCAAUCAGGGAUUUGAGGCGGUCUACCAACUAACCAGGAUGUGCACCAUCAGAAUGAGCUUCGUCAAGGGCUGGGGAGCAGAGUACAGACGUCAGACGGUAACCAGCACUCCCUGUUGGAUUGAGCUGCACCUCAACGGCCCCCUCCAGUGGUUGGAUAAGGUGCUGACCCAGAUGGGUUCGCCGUCCGUGCGCUGCUCCAGUAUGUCCUAAACGGGUUUCUGCUGCUGCUUACGCAAAGUCAAUCUGACAUUUCACAACAUCUGACCAGUAUGUCGAGAAGGAAGACCACCGUGCGGUUCUUUAAUUUGACGCACCAACAACAUUAUCAUAAAGAGGAGAGAGAGAGAGAGAAAAAGAAAAAGGAUGUUGGGGUCUUGGAGGAUCGGAGAAUGACAUCGCCGAUGGACAAUAGUGGAAUGUUAACGAUGUCACAGUGGGCCUCAUCACCAUUUGGCUCUGUUGGGAUUAAAGUAAGGAUGACGUUCCAGUAAUCAUGGACCUAAUAAUUGAAACCACCCUGCAAUAUCAAACUCAUGUUUUUGGUAUAUGACUGAGGAUCUGAACCAGAAACCGGGCAGUCUCUCCCACCACUAGUCCCCACUUACUGCCUCACUACCCAACUACCACAGCACAACUUUGAUUCAGCAUCAAGAUCUCUGUUUACACAAGGUUGACCAACAGUAGUACUGCCACUCCAGGCUCAUGCUCAACCAAAGUCAGCUCCACACCUGGACGUUUUUUUGUUUUUUCUUUCUCGGUUUUGGUGACCAAACUUCCAUUCCAUUUUUUUUUACCUCAGAUUCCAACUUUUCCUAGAUUUCUCCUCAUCAGUCCUGUGGUGUCGUGAUCACAGACCUGACUACGCUGGAGCGACGGUCUUCAGCACUGAAAGGGGAGAGCAUGUUGUCUUUAAUUACUACUACAUACCCUGUCUUCACAUGUACGCACACAUUACACCGUAACACAGACAAAUCUUUGCAGUCCUUGCGCUGCUUCACUUGCUAUUUGUGACAUAACGACAAGUCAUUUCCUCUGCAUGCUUAUUAAGUCGCUUGGUCCCGUUCAACCAUGAGUGUGCAGUGUGGUUGGUGUUUGAAACAGCUGCUAGCCAGCACAGAUAACUGGAAUAGGUCAUUUUCAUGGCAAGAGCUUAGGACAUGUCCCUCCUCUGAAACUUCAUGCAAUCAUUCAACUUGUUUUCAGACUCUUAAAGGCGUACAGAGUUAGGCACAGUUAACAGUUUGUCGUCCCCCCCUGGUUUCUGAGGACCAACAACAUGCUCUGACCCCGUUUCCCCCCCUGCACGUUCUUACACUCUCCCUCUUACAUUCUCUUCAUUAACUUUUAACUAUUAUAUCAUCUUACUUAUGAAGGAGAAUUGUAUGUUGGACUUGGAGAUGUAGGUUUAGGACUAUAAACGCAGUUCAAUAAUCUCAAUGUCGCCCCCUGCUGUCUAAAAUAAAAACUAUAUAAACAGCCAUCCCUCACGAUUCACUGACGUAGACAUGGUGCAAGUCUCUCUUGAUUAUAUGCUCGAAAUGAUGCACGGUUUUCCCCCAUUAUUGAAAUUUUAUUGAUCGGAAGACAAGUCCUGCAGGGACUUAAAAUAGCUUCUGCACUGUACUUGCACUGCCCCAAAUUAUGCACACUUGAUAUUGCUACAAGAAAGUUGCCUUUGAUGUAAAAAUACAGCAAGAUAUGCUUUGAAAUGUACAGAUAGGAAUGUUUUAAAAAAAGCCCAAUUGAAGUCAAGACAAUUACAAAAGAUAUCUUCCAUAUUUUUAAGAAUGUUCACUUUAAAGAGUUUUUCUUCCGUCUAUUGUCUGAAUUGGCUUAUUAAAGAGCAUUCAUUUAGAUUUUUUUUUUAAUAAAAAUGUCUCACCCCGAUCUAAAAGCCAGCUGGUACCCACAUCGGUAUUUUAGAGUCCAAAUCGUUAGUAUUUAAGCUUUAAGUAUUUGACAAGCUAGUUAUACUACACAGCUAUUAUUUUCUUUAAACAUUGUUUAAGCUACAUUUUUGUACUUUCAUGUAUUUUUUAUAUAUGGAUAUAUUUAAGAUCUUCAAAGCGUUCUUCCCUUUUUUUAGAAUUCAAUAUUUUUUUAGAAUGUGCCCCUCCGUUCGAAAUGACCACCGCUCGAUGAUGAUUUAUGACGUGUGUACCAUAGGAUUGAACGUUUUCACUGAAUUUUCCACUGUCCAAAUGUUGUGACUGCGAGACCAAGUGAUCAUAAAUACCAUACUAAUUUCUUCCAAACCCAAUUAGGCUACUAAAACGGUAAAAGAGGCCAGUGAAAUUUGAAAUAUUAGCUGUUACAGCUGGUCAAAAAGGUAGUUUCUUGCCUUUUUGUCGUGUGCAUUCUUCAGCUCUAUGGGUGUGACCCAAAUUAUGAUAGUGCUGUCCCAAAGACUGAAUGCAUGUAUUUACAGUGUGUCCUUCACACUGAAGACCCACCUACUCGCUGAUGAAAACCUAACCGCUCCAGUUUUCCAGCCUUCAAUUUAAUUGAUCGGGAAGUUUAAACUCACAAGUUUUGGUUAGUUACAAAUUGUUAAGUUACAAAUCAAGAUGCCUGUUUAAAAAAAACCCAUCCAAACUAAACUAUAAUUCAGACUGUUCGGAGAUAUAAGGAUUUAAUCCAGCAGCUGGGCAAUGCAGUAUUAUUUCCCAGUAUCAAAGCAGUUCGUAUUCAUUUUAAAAGCUCUAACUUUGAAAGGUAGAUUUGUUGAUUUCUGUCUUUAGCAACACAGGACGUUCCAACAUUCAGCGUAAAAGUUUCUGCCAUUUUAAAAUGCAUAUUUGAAUUCCCAUGACUCCGUAUGUAUGUUUUGUACACGUUUAAUUACAGUGAGCGUGUUUACAUGCACACGUAUUGAAAUUCCAUUCAAGGUCUCUUUACUCUUUAAGUACAUUCCUCACUUGUAUUUUCCACACACAGAGGUGGACUGGGGGUUAUUAUUUCCUCACUAUCUUGGCUCAUACUGUCACAUUCCAGAAGCUUGUGGCAUAAACCUGACAGUGUUCUUAACUUGGUGCUCAGUAAUGCCAGUGUGCAUGUAAACACAUUGACAUGUUCUAUUUGAUCACUCACUACUGCAACAUGUGGGGGGAAAUGUUGAUCUUAAAAAUAAGUUGUGGAACUCUGAAUGAAGGUUUAACAAAGUUUUCUUUAGUUUAUUAUUCAAUGGCUGAGAUAAGAAGUCCAUAAAUCCUAGUGUUUUAAUCAUACAUAUUUUCCGCAUCCCGCAGAAACGUAACAAUUCAUGAUUUGUGUUUGAUACGCACUUGAAAGGUGACACACCCUCCCACUUUCUGAUGUGCUUUGGCACUCGGACUAAACCGAGAGAUUGACACUUUUGAAAAUCCCGCAGGACGGCCUGUUUUUGACGAUUGUUCGACCACCGCAAAUCAUCAAGUCCUACUGCUUUUAGGAAAACCAUUUUCAUCAUUUAUCGAGCAUUUUCCUGGGUCAAAUUCGUAUCACUUGUAACAUGUCUGAGACCAGCCAAAUGCAUCAGUGUUUUUAUCUCUGUAUGUGUAUCUAUCUGUCCACCUGUCUGUCCUGUCCUUUUGCUGGUCUGUCUUUUUGUCUUUCGUUCAUUAGGGAAAAAGUUGACUUGACUCUGCCAAGGUCAGUGCACAUGAAAUGAAAAUAUAGUGUUACCUUUUUUAAGGUUGUUGUAUCACUGCUAACCCACAUAUCUGUUCUAUGCAGUGGCAUCAAAUUGUUUGCACUAUGUUUUCAAACACAUUUUUCUGAUGGUUACAUAUGCUGUUUUAUGCAUAUUGCCAGGGUCCAACAAAAGCCUUUGUAUCAAGUUUUUAUUUUUUGUUCCUUUUUAAACGAGUGCCACCCAACAUUUUACACCCACCAGCUGUUCUCACUCUCUUGAGAAUUCAGUUUUAAAGAUGGAAGAUGAGACCAAGUUAGGUUUCAUGAAGGCCACAUCCACACAUUUUAAGGGUCCACAUUCCAAUUUACAGAUUACAUAUUUUAUUUUUUCUUAUUGUGAUGACAAUUGUGUAUCCCCAAAAAAGCCUCUUUCUGAUGAAUUCUUAAGAAGGUAGCUUGUUGGAGAAAGUGAAGUUUCUACAUGUCACUGGUGAUGUUAUGUAUAGUUGUACUUUUAUUUUACUGUACAUGCUGUUCUUUUUUCUUGCUAUCAGCGGAGCCUUUUCCAUUAGAAAACAAGCUGUUAGGAUUUCUGUCUUCUUCAAACACUGAUGACGAUCUUCAUUUAGGCUUUCCAACUAGUCUACAUAUACAAACAUCUUCUUACAGUGUACACUAAUAAAGCUGUUUUAAUU
Messenger RNA from Anoplopoma fimbria (sablefish), 5931 nucleotides. It is a transcript of the gene smad2, whose product is annotated as SMAD family member 2. Gene Ontology annotation, biological process: cell differentiation; anatomical structure morphogenesis; BMP signaling pathway. The transcript has 11 exons. Gene Ontology annotation, molecular function: RNA polymerase II cis-regulatory region sequence-specific DNA binding; I-SMAD binding; DNA-binding transcription factor activity, RNA polymerase II-specific. The coding region runs from base 410 to 1834 and encodes 474 amino acids. NCBI's taxonomy places the organism in Eukaryota, Metazoa, Chordata, Actinopteri, Perciformes, Anoplopomatidae. The record is from RefSeq and is a predicted model, not a curated record. Gene Ontology annotation, cellular component: heteromeric SMAD protein complex.